Molecule: messenger RNA, 2433 nt
Organism: Osmerus eperlanus (European smelt)
Lineage: Eukaryota; Metazoa; Chordata; Actinopteri; Osmeriformes; Osmeridae
Gene: fjx1
Product: four-jointed box kinase 1
Exons: 1
Coding region: 410-1690 (426 amino acids)
Biological process (GO): cell-cell signaling
Source: RefSeq, a predicted model, not a curated record
CCAGUGGAGACGGAGACCGACGCUCAGGCAGCAAGAGAAGCAUUACGCUGCCGGGACAAUGAAUCGCUCAAGAAUAGACCACACGUUUUAUCAUUCAAAAAGUACAUUUAUUUAAAGUUAAGAAGAAGAAAGGGAUUAAAUUUGGUCUAAUGAGGGCAGAAGAUGCGAUCCGCGCUGUUUAACGAACCCCUCCGUGAUCUAAGCAGUCUGCCCGAGAGCAAGGGGCUCGGGGUUGGUUUAUCGGGCACGGGACGUGGCGCUGAUAUCGAGCAUCAAUAACUGACUCCGUAUGGGUUAACGGUGCUUGAAUGAUCAUCCCUCGGUAUUUAAUAGGAUAAUUGAACUCAAUACAGUUGGAGCUGUGCGGCUGGUCCCGGUGCAACAAAGGGAAGGGCAACUGUCAGUUACCAUGAGAGCUGUUUCGGCGAACUUACUUGCACUGCUUUUUCUCUGCACUUGUUCCUGCGUGUUUUACGUUUGGAGCAGACUGGAAAGCCAGCUGGAGCGAUACAAACGAGGGCUCCACGUCACGGCGGCUGGGUCCUUUCACCCCGGCCCAUCGACAGACUUAUCUACCAAAACUUUCCGGGCGUUACUUACCGUUCCCGUGGCACAGAGGCUUCGUUUUGGGGGAAAGCUUGACAACCUCACAAGCGCAAGGGAUCAAACUGUUUCUUUAGGAAGCAGAGAUUACCAUAUGAAUGUAAAUAACACGGGGUCGAAGCUGAGGGAGGGCCAACUGGGGUCCGUGAUUGAGGAUGGGAUUUUUUGGAGUGAAUGGCUGGAUGAUCAACUGCAUGUCGGUUUCAGUGAGGAGCAUGCCCGGGCUUGGCGAGAGAGAGCCCGCGGCAACCGGAUAGUGAAGCUGGAGGCAGGCUGCGGCAGGAUUUCUAAUCAGCUUGCCACUUUUUCUGACGGAACCAAAGCUUGCGUGCGUUACGGAAUAAACGCGGACCAAGUGCAAGGAGAAACUUUGACGUAUUACCUGGCCUGCCUGUUAGGAAUCACAAACCUGCCGCCCCUCAUUCUCUCCCAGUUGAACGUUGACAGUGAACAAUGGGCUUCUGUGAGGAGGAGGAUAGGCGGUUUACAGUGGAGCGAGCGAGCUGUGGUAUCUCUCACAGAAUGGGUCUCCAACCUCACCGGUGUUGUUACUCCUGCACCGCUUCGACAGGAGAGCAACGGUCUCCAUCCUCUCCGCGGAGAGCUGAGUAACAAGACGGUGCCGGAGCUGCUGCAGUUAAUGCAGUGGACCGACCUGAUACUGUUUGACUAUCUGACUGCCAACUUCGACAGACUCGUUAGCAACCUAUUCAGCCUGCAGUGGGACUCGCGGGUGAUGGAGAGGGAUACCAAUAACCUGCUCCAAACGCCAAGCGGCGACCUGGUUUUCAUAGACAACGAGGCCGGGCUUGUGCACGGGUACCGAGUACUAGAUAUGUGGGAGAAAUACCAUAGUACCGUUCUCGGUUCCGUGUGUGUGUUCAGAAAAAGGACAGCGCAGCGCGUUAUAGAGCUGCACCGUCGCAGGGACACGAGGACUCAGCUUCUCGAGCUCUAUCGAGACAGCGAUCCUUUGUCUACAGAAUUAGGGUUUCUAUCAGAAGAACACGCUGGUGUAUUACAGAACAGAAUUGACAGAUUGUACAAACACAUAUUGCAUUGCAAGGGAAAGUACAGCCAGCUGUGAACAUUCAAUCUAAUUCCCAAUUCGCAGGUUAUCUCAAUCUCUCACUGUCCCCAGAGAAUUACGUUUGCUGCUAGUCAGAAGACACCUGUACCUGAUUAACACGCAUCAGUUUAAAAUGGAUUGGAAUAAUCUAUGAACUACCUCUUGUGAACAAUGAUAGCAUAUAUCUGAAAAAAGAUUGACAAUUGUUAUAGGCUUCUCGAUAUAUCACAGCAUACUGUAGUUUAUCACCAAGCCUCAAAUCUUUCUUGGGCUGUAUUUCCUAUUAUUGUCAGAAUUUAUAUUUCCAAAUUGAUACACCGGUUUCCCGUUGAAUAGGAGCAGCCAAGAAGGACAUCAGUUGUUUCUUUUUUAUCUGUAAAAUCAUUGUGUAGGACAUGUUUUCACGGAUCUUGAUAAACCUUAAUCUAAGCCUUAACACAUGUGAAAUAGUUCUGUAUUUGUUGGCACAUAUUACCAUGUUUCUGAUGUACAGUGUAGUAUCAAUCUUGAUUUCAUUCUCUGUACAAAAUGUGUUACAAUCAGUUGUCAAAAAAACACUUGUUUAAUUUGAUCGUCUUUUGAUUGUAUCUUCAGCCUUAAUGUCAUACUGUACAUGGUGUAAGUAGAACUACAUUGUGAAUACUAAGUUCAUCCAUUUGUAAUCAAACAUGUUGAAUCCUGCUCCACUAAUUAAUGUGCUUUGUAACAUUCCAGUCCUUCCUUGCAUUUUCUUUUGAUAAAUAUAUUUUAAUUUAAGUUAA